CUCACACGCUCAACAACCGCUUCCUAUAUUCCUCUCCAUUGCACCACCUUGGCUUAUCUUCCAUUCCUUCUCCCAUGGGAAACUUUGUUUCCUGCCGGACGGUGGAUGCUGGUGGCGGGAAGGUCGUGCUCUUCGAUGGCACGAUCCAUGAGUUCGACCGGCCGAUCUCGGUGGCCGAGCUCAUGCUCGAGCAUCCGAGGCUGUUUGUGGUCGACAUGCAAUCGAUCUCCGCCGGCGAGACCAAGGUGACUCCGUUGCCCGCCGACCACACGAUGGACCCCGACAAGUGCUACCUGAUGCUCCCCAUGACAAGCAAGAAGGUAUCGGCCGAGGAGGCUCGAAGAAUCCUGUCGCUGGCUCGGUCGGUGCUGCGGUCGCGGUCUUUGCCGUUUUGGGCGAAGAAUCUUAGCCUGGUCCCUGGCAUUUGCAUGGCAGGUGUGGAUGAGAAAGAAAAGGAGGUGCUGGGAGGGAGAAAAGAUGAUGGCUUGAUGGAGAGAGAGGAGAUGGGAGGGGCCGAAUGGUCGCUGGAGGUCUUCGGGGCCGAGCGGGAGUUCCUUAGAAGGCAGUUUUCAAGCAAGGGGUGGAAGCCGAGUCUAUGCACCAUUGAGGAGAAGGCGUUGGAGAGGAAGGUGUCUCACUGGCUGUUCUGAGGAGAGGGAGGAGUUGACCCGUUAUAGUUGUGGAGUCGGAUGAAGGUUUUUCCUUCCCAGGUGUCAGUGGAUCAGGGUUAUGUAUGCGCAAUGAAGAAAUGUAACCGGCUUUAGAGUAGUCUCAGGGAUGUAUAUUUGGCUAGAGAGAGAAAUGGUUCUUGCCUAUUCUCUCUCUUUUAAUGCUCAUAUCAUGACCUAAGUUAUAAAUAUUAGGAGUCAAAAAUUUGCGGCCAGCCUAAAUAUUAGCUGGUAAAUUUCUAUGCAGGUUCUAUAUCACCAUUAACAAAAUACAUAUAUAUUAGUAAAUUGUAGUAACAAUAAUAAACACUAUGCAGGUGAUGUACCUGUUAACA
Messenger RNA from Elaeis guineensis (African oil palm), 1003 nucleotides. The record is from RefSeq and is a predicted model, not a curated record. Lineage: Eukaryota; Viridiplantae; Streptophyta; Magnoliopsida; Arecales; Arecaceae.